AUGGCAAUUCCAGAGAUUCGCGCCCCUUCCCUUUUCAUCAGCCAUGGAGCAGGCCCCCUCCCACUCAUUCAUCCAGGCUUGGAGGAUUUCCGGCAGCAAGUCGCCAAAUUGGGCAGCAAGCUCGAUGGGGCCAAAGGAAUUAUCCUUCUAUCAGCGCACUGGGAAUCUAAUGAGCCCGAAAUCACUGCUCUUGAAGAUCCCGGUCUCUACUUCGACUACGGAACUGUGGCUGCAGCCCAAUCCCUCGUUCCACCAGAGGCCUACGAGACCAAAUAUCCCAUCCGCGGAAACGCAGUUUUAGCCGCGGAAAUCAACCAAAGACUUCAGGAUUGCGGCUUCAGACCGGUUCUCGACUAUAAGCGAGGCCUGGACCACGGUGUCUUUGUCCCGCUCAAGAUCAUGCGGCCCGAAGCAGACAUACCUGUUGUCCAGGUGUCUGUUCUGACUGGGAAGGACGAGAAGGAGGCCACAGACAAGAACUUGCGUCUCGGUUGCGCCUUGGAGUACUUUCGAGACUUUGGAUACGCUAUCAUGGGGAGCGGCGGAUCAUACCAUGACUUCUUGACUAUCAAAAAUGUGUUUCAAGGUUCUAGCGAACUCCCCUCAGGGGCUGAGGAGUUUGAAAGCUACCUCGAGUCCACGGCGGCAAUUGCCGACGCAAAAACUCGCGAAAAGGCUCUUAAGCGCUGGCGUGAUAAUCCAUCGAGCUAUGUGGCUCAUGUGAGAGCCGAGGCUGAGCACUUUUGGCCGUUUCUUAUUGCAGCUGGCAGUGGUGGAGACGUUUCUGGGCAGCAAAUCCUCAAGCUUCUAUCCCAAGGCAUACCCAUGAGCUUCUACGAGUGGUGA
Messenger RNA from Colletotrichum fioriniae, 846 nucleotides. RefSeq lists its product as uncharacterized. The record is from RefSeq and is a predicted model, not a curated record. Lineage: Eukaryota; Fungi; Ascomycota; Sordariomycetes; Glomerellales; Glomerellaceae. Gene Ontology annotation, molecular function: ferrous iron binding; zinc ion binding; oxidoreductase activity, acting on single donors with incorporation of molecular oxygen.